AUCUAGGUCGCUGCGUCACGUGUAAACCGGUUGUUUUCGCGCCAAACGCCGACUCCUGCUGGCCACCACAUAGACAAAGGCGGCUGGUGAGGUUGUGGUGACCGAGACCAGAAUUGUUAUUACUUUCGAGCAACAGCAGUAGCCCCGCAAGUGUUUUUUGAGCCGCCAGCGACCGUAACUCGUUGUCAUAGGUACUGUGUGUAGUGUAAACUGUGUACUGCAGUCCGCUUAAUACGCCCCCUAUAUCGUGCAGCGGCUCUGUGUUGUCCGGGUGCACACAUAUUACAUCCACCCGCUGUGUAUUCCGUUUUUCCUAUACGUUGUAACGGAGCAUCUCACCAUCUAUAAAAUGUUUGUUAUUGUGAAAGUGUAAUGGUACUUAUGCCUCAUCAAGUGAAUGCGCUAGGAAGGUCCUCCUAAUAGGGAGGAUCUUAGUGUUAUUAUUACGGUUAACGUUGUUACACUGUGCAAACACCAAACGACCGAUCCGCAGCUAGAAUCACUGGGUCUAAUCCGUCUUUGUCUGAGUCGCUUUGUAUUGAUGGGAUGUCCUGCAACACCGAAUAGUGCUAAGGAAGUGGACAUAGUUGCCGUACAAGACACACUCUACUUUGUGUCGACCAGUGCUUUCUGUACAGACAAGAUAAGCAGCUAACACCAGAAGACUGUCUAUCUGGGUAAUCCUAGCUCUAUUUGAUUUUUAUGUUGACUUGUGUUGGCGUAAUUGCGCCUGACAUUAGACGGGUGACGGCCACGAUUUCAUAGUAGCGACAAUGGGUGUCUCAUCCGACGCGGACCAAGCGAUUCAGGAGCGUCUCAAGUCAGUAUGCCUGGCCCUCAACAUGGACCGGCAGAGUUCGCAGGAAGCGCUGCAGACCUUCGACGCAAUCGGCAGGAAUUACACACUCGAGGGCGAUUGCCGUCAUUGGCUAGCUUGUAGUUUGUACGUCGCAUGCCGUCUCGGUUCGAUGCCUACCGUGGGCGCUACAUCAAAUUUGCAGGGUAACUGCGUCUCCCUACGUGGACUUCUAUCAACCUGUGAACUCGACCUAUUAGAGUUCUUUCGCAAAAUGGAGCAGUGGUCUGAUAUGGUUAAUCUAGACAGCAACAUGCGGAGACGAUUAAGCUCAUUACGGGAGUCGUUCAACGUGACCACGAUCGUCUUUUCAAAGUUUCAUCAAGUGUUCGGUCAGAUAUUCAAAGGGCCACCGGAGCUCGAACGAAGUGGCGCGGCCAACCGCGGAAAGCGACAUAGAGGGCCUACCACAGUAAUGGAUCUUUAUAGACUAUGCUGGUUAUUGUACAUCGCUCUGAAAAGCCGAAUUAACACGGAAACGGUGUCAUGUUUUCACCUACUUCUAUGUUGCCUUGACUUUGUCUACGUGUCGUGCCUGCAUGCGGAUAGGACCGACCUGCUUAAUCAGGACUUCUAUCAGGAGCAACUAGGAAAAUGCACCGCAGACGGUUCUGAUCUGAAGGUUGUCGGUUUGCUUCGAUCAUUGUGUGAGACGCACAAGGCAGUGUUUUCGGACGCAAACAUACUACGAAUUUACUAUUUGCAAAAGCCAAUCAAAGAGCUUGUACAAAUGGGAACUUUGAAAGGAAGCACGUCUUCACUCAGUCUCUCAAUCGAAUUUAAAGAUGUCGAGCAUAACAUCAAAUCCUUAAAACAGUCAUACGAGCUGUCCGUGCUGCGUGCGGGGGAGCUUGAUGAACAAGUAUUCCUCGCCGAGGAUGCGUGUCAGCAAAUCGGUGUGGAGCCUGUUUCCGAGUCGGAAGCUCAUGACACCCUCUGUCGCUCGCUGGUCGAGUACAUGAGACGCCAAGGUGCGCUUGGUGCCGGCGUAGGACUCCAAACACCAUUGACUGGCCGCGGCCUUCUGACAAAUAGAGAACCAGCUAUUAACCUCAGCCCCGUGUCGACUGCCACUCAAGGCGCAUCGAAGCUUCAUAGCCUACUGAUCGGACGCAAUCACAUGCCGUCCGAGACACUCAGUCACAUGUUCGCGCAGAUUGUUCCGAAUCCGGCCGAAACAAUCGAUCAAACAAUCAAGGAAAUGGGAGAAAUAUUUUGUAAAGCGUAUGCGGCUCAAAGGGACGACGACAGGGAUCUACCAGCUAAUCCAGAUUUAUUCGAUUUCGCGAAGAAACGUUUAGCGUUAGGCGAAGCGCUCUUCUACAAAAUUCUCGAAGCCAUUCUCACAUUGGAGCAUAAUACAACGAGCAAACCGUUAAAUAACUUUAGUGUUUCUCUGCGACAAGAACAAUUUCAACGCUCGUUAUUUGCCAGCUGUCUAGAGAUUGUUAUGUUGUCGUACAACUCGAAAGAGACGCUCUUUCCUUGGAUACUAAACGUGUUUGGACUCAAGGGUUACGACUAUUAUCGCAUCAUAGAACCAGUGAUUCGCUCCGAGCAGCAGCUUUCACGGGAUGUGGUUAAGCAUUUUAACAGGAUCGAGGAACAGAUUUUGGAAUGUAUCGCGUGGCGUUCUGACUCGCCAGUUUGGGAACAACUCGGAUCGAAGCAGGUUCCGCAGGCUCAACAGGUCCUACUACCGAGUCAGUUGCAGGUUAACUGUCAGGAAGCAGCCAACGCUCCCCAACGUACAGAGGUAUUCCGUCUGCUUAAUCGCGCGGAGCUGGCCUCACCAACAGUGGCCAGUGUUGCCCGGCGAAAGCUUUUUGGAGCUACGACCAACGAUAACUCCAGUACCAACGGUCCAGUUCGUCUCAUGAUGACUGCUCCGGGACAGUUUAUGGAGAUGAUUCCCGCGAUAGAGAUUUCCGCUGCUCCUGCGGGACCAGCUGGAACACCUGUUGAGGCCGUAAAAGGCAGUUGGGGUCUGUUCUUCAGAAAAGUUUACUUCUUGGCUUCAGUGCGACUACGCCACCUAUGCGCAAGUCUUCAGAUACCCGACGAGCAUCUGGCCAAAGCCUGGACGAUGCUUGAACACGUGAUGGUGCACGAGACGUCGAUCUUUAAAGAUCGACACCUUGACCAAGUUAUACUCUGCUGCGUAUAUGCGCUAUGCAAAUUAUUCCGGAUCGAAAACACGUUUUUGGACAUCACCCAGAGUUAUAAGAGCCAGCCGAACUCGCAGAGUCAUGUUUACCGUAGUGUUCUCAUUACACCAGCCCAGUCUUCGACAUCGGGAGAAUCUCCGCCUUCAUCGGUUGUCACAGAAGUUGCUGGACAGCCAACGAGUGGCACUGCCCCACCGCCGACUCCUGGCGGUAUGGCAGGGACCUCUCAAUCGUUUGAGGAUGGCCAGCGUGGAGACAUAAUCAAAUUUUACAACUGUGUCUUCGUGCCUCGCGUACGACCAUUCUUGCUAAGUUUCAGAAGUAACGAGACCUCGGGCGGUUUGGCGGGAACAAGCAACCCGUUACUUAGUCCCCUACCGCGGGCACAUGGCGGCCUCGGAUCACCAAAGCCUUUGCAGGUCACUAAUGAUCUGAAGGUGUUUGUCAGUUCAUACAAAGGCAAUAACAUGCCGGCGACGUUUAACGCAAAAACGUUCCGUAUUCAGCAAAGUCCGGCAAAGGAUCUUGUCGAUAUCAACAAAAUGGUCCAACGUCGAGGGGAAGAAAUGGCAGCUGUACGCGGUACAAAGCGUUCACUAGACAUGGAUGGCGCCACUGAAGGUAUUCCCAAGCGGCUUCAGAAUCGUUUCCAAACGAUGUUUGUACAACAGGCCAGUCCCCAGCACGGCGCGCAAUCUGCAACGGUUCAGCAGUCAAGAUAGAUUUCAAUCUAAUAUGAAGACUAAUCUUCACCUGGUUGUAAAGCAAGGAAAAGGAACAAAAUAAAGUAGAAGAUAAACGACUGCAUAAAAGAUAAUCGAAAACGACAAACCCGUCAUCCUUACGUCAGAGAUAAGAGUAGCCAAGACCUGCAUUCGCUCAGCAGCUAUCAAUUGUAAUAGCAUAACGUCAUAAUUAUCUUCGUGAUCAUUGUCUUUACGGAUAAGAAAGAUCACUAGACUGGAAAUGCUGCUUUUUGAUGGAGUGCUGGCGAUUGCCAGACCGAUCAGUGCCGGGAUGUGAUGAUGUGCGGCGCACAAGCAAAAAACUAAGACUAACUAAUAUUUCAUCAUCUUCAUCCAUUUAUUAUAUAUGUUAAGGGAAAAGUCUAAGGCUGCUGAGAUACUAUCGAUGUAAUAGAUCAAUAUCUUCAAGUAAGUGAUAGGAUAGUCGAAAGAUGCGUAAAGAUAUUAUAUACAUAUAGAAAAUUUCUGAGAAUGGUAAUGAUGUAACUCUGUCUUAGGCACACCUGUAUAGCCGCAUGACGAGCAUGGGGAAGACGAAACAAAAGAGACACAAGAAACUACAAGAAAUAGUAAUAUUAGGUUGUUUACUAGGUUCUUCGCCUUUUUGUUCAUUGCUUAUCUUUUGGAAUUGUUCAUCUGCGAGUUAUAUGCCAUGGAAAGUUUUUUGCUCUACAGGGUUGUUGUCAUAUCAUGAACUUCAUACUCACGGUAAAAUUGCGACAAUAGCUUUGUAAAACAAAGAGUAAGUUUUUCAAUGGCAUGUAACAUUGGACUAUCAGCAAAGGCAAAAUAGAAAAGAAAAGCAAGAAAUCAACGCGUGACAGACUUACCCAACAACAUUCUAAUAACGCUGGGUAAAGAAGAUGUUUAUGAAUGAACGCAAAUACAAUUACACACAUUCUUAUAAAGAUUUUCGCAGACACAAGCACGAAUAAACGGCGCGUACAUUACGGCGGAGAGUAUUAAGCAACGGCCCAUUGUCCUUUUAUGGGAUGCUAAUUGUGCAUAAAAUGAACGAAGAUUGUAAUUACUGUAGCAUCUGAAUUACUGGAUGCCUGCUCUGAUCUGCCAACAUAACAGCUGCUUGUAGAAUAGUUAAGACUAAUUCUAUAUAUAUAUACUAUGCUUACCUACAAAAAUUAUUAUUAUUAUCAUUACUCUUAAUAUUACAAUUAUUGCAUAUUUUUUCAUUACCUAUUUUUUCAAGAGCGAUUGCGACCUGGGACUGAGAGAUUCGCUGAUGUCGCUGUGAAAUCUAUCGUUUAGGGGAAGGGGACUGGGUGUUUCGCUUUGCUUUCCUUUUUUUCGGAUAUUGGCACUAAAGUUAAGGCUAACUAAGACGUUGGAAAAUUAUUAUUUUUAUUUUUUCAAUUAUUUUGGCGUUUGUCAUAGAGUGCACUUGCGCGAUCAAUAGAGUCUUAAGACGGAACGAAAAGUAACGGACCGGUGGGGCAGAAUUGAAGGUACAAACACAUGCCAAAUUAAAUUUCUUCGUUUUAUUCUAUGUGAUACAUAUCGUCAAACAAAUCGGUGUUUUAGAAUGGACGCAGCAAUUUUGAAUUUGAAUAACACUAUUAUUGUAUUAUAUUGGUAAGAGUUCUCUCUUGAGAUGGUUUUUGUCCUAAGAGCCGUAGUUCAAUCAUUGUGAUCCAGACCUAGGCAUCUUAACGUGAUCAAAAUGAGGCUGGAGAUGCAUAGAUUAUGGCUGUAUAGUCGAUAUGUUCUAAGUUUGAACCGGUUCGUAAGCUCUUUAAAAUAAAAAUCGAGCUCCUAGUGAAUGUAUACAUAUUAAAAUAAACUGUUUACUCUAGGUAACCAGUUACGUAUUAUACUGACGGCGAUAUUGAGGUAAAAGGUUUAGGUGUCUUAAAGUCGACCCAACAACCACCCAUUUUAAAUACUAGGGAGAAUGUUCCCAGCUUUAAUGUCAAUUUAAACCAUUUUGUCACUGACAGAGUUGAUUUGGAGAGCUAAUGUAACUAGCGUCACUAUGAUGAGAGAGGUCUUAGCAAGUCACUCUAAUGAUUAUGGUAAUUUCGAAAAAAUUUUUUAAGUGGUACUAUAGGGCUGAAGACGUACAUCCACUUUAGCGAUUAAACAGCUUAUAAAAAGGCGAAUGAGCAAAAUAUAUGGAAAAUCAAGUUAAGUGCAACUCGUCUACAGUGUUUCUCUGGGGUUCGUAUAAACAAACAUCGAUUUUAGAAAUCAACUGAAAACCGAGGAACUUCUUCCUAAAAUUUCAUUAAUAAUAUUUUAUUUUUUUAUAUUCAUACAAAUCGCGUGAUAUGUAUGGGAUGUGACAUUAUCAUUCGUUCAGUUGUUAGCAUUAAUUAGGUUGGGCUAAUAUCUUAAUUUAGAUCGUUGGUAGGUGGAUUUUUUUAAACUCUUCACGUAAACUAUGAAUUUCUUUAAAAUUUGUUAUUAUAUCUAGAUCGGCGUUGCCUAUUCUUCUUUUCACUAAAUUACCUCGGAAUAAUAUCUUACAUAUAUACUACUUUAGGCUUUUUUUGGGUACGUAAGGUAUAUGUAAGAAUAAGCAUAAGAAUAAUCAAAGAGUAACUCUGUAACUAUUAGUUACAAUAAGAGUAACUAAUGGUAUUAGCUGUGCAUAAAAGGCGCUUGCCAUUUUUCAUCAUAGGUGGUCUAUGAUCCGGUUUCAUUACCUUCGCUGUAGUCUCUUGGCGUUUUAUGUUACAACUCCGGACAUACAGUUUUUUUAACCUACUACUGGCAGAUUAAGAAAAUAUUCCUUAAGUUUUUUUUAAUUUGCAGCUGUUUUCUGUGUGUGAUUUAAACUGUGAAGUAUUACUGUGGGAGUCAUCCAGUGGGAGGCUUAGGGGAUAACUAGACCCAAUUCAGUUUUUACUCUUAGCCCAACCCAGGCUUACGUCGCGGAGUGUCGGCUUCAAUACGAAACACUGUAUGUUAUGAUGCUUUCUGUGCGGUGUGGGGUAUUCAGUGUGGGUUUUGCGACGCUCAUUUACGUUUUUUCAAAGAACCUACGAAACGGCACGUUAGUAAUAUGUCAUUUGCCAAGCAUGAAACUUUGAGCAGCGAUGGUCACAUGAUUAUGAUCAGCAUGGCAAGGUAUUGAAAGAGAUGUGUAUUAAUCGCUCAGGCCACGCCGUUCUUUCUUUCGAUAUCUGCCCCAAAUCAUAUUAGGUAAUGUAGAUUGACAACGAUCUUGCAGCUCCAUUUUAAGCAAAAUAAACCUCUUUUCUCUUCCAAAACUGAAGUAUUGUUUACAAAACAUGCCAAAAUUUGUGGACGCAUUCUGAAAAAAUUUAAUGAAUAGCUAUUAAUAUUUAUGUACUGCAUUUGUCUGAAUAUGAAGCUGUGUACUUAAUUCAUUUAAACAUGUUAUAAUACUUGAACUACGGAUACUAAUUAUUUUCCAGUUAUAAAGUGACUUUCAAACCCUGUGCUAUCAUUAGCAGACAGGUGAUAUCAGUAGAAAUAUAAUUCCAGAAAUAAUCAUAUAAAUUAUAUCAUGUCGCACAGUUCUGUUGGCAGUUGUCAUUUUGGCAUUUCCCUCCGCUGAGCACAGUCUGAUGGGUGGUUCCAAGCCCUUCGUAUAUCUUGUCGCCGUAAAACUCAUAAUUAUUAACUUAGAUAUCUAAAUGUAUGCUAUCGGACAUCAAUAUGACUGCACGCUACGACUAUAUUUGUAGCGACUAGCCGCUGAGCAUCAACAGGUUACAAUGAUAAGAGGAAUGACUGGGAAAAAGUUAAGGUGACGCCAGCAUUAUCUUGUUAAGUUCGUGAAUCGAUAUCAGCAACGAUAAAUGGCGUUGUCAGUAGCUAGGGAUUAGCCUGAGCAUUGUAUUGAUUUUCAGAUGACGCAGUUCGGUAGUGUUCGCCUCCUUUGAUGAGUCGUAACGGUUGAAACGCCUGAGAAAAAACAUGACGACUUCUGUUGAUCAGUUGGUCUAUUUGUUCAGAAGAAGCAUGCGUUAACUGCUUUGUGAUCGAUCGCAAGCCAAGUAAACACUGCCGUUUGAGGGCGAGGGCAAAAAGUGUGACAACAAGUGAAGGCCUAAUAGAGGACACCAGUGCAAGUUACAGCUCAUACUUUCAUAACUCCAAAUGUUAGCCACAAAAGCCUGUAGAUGGAAGCAAAAGCAGUGAUUGCGGACACGAAGACCCUGACGAUUUUCGUCGUAAAUAAAUCGUAGAGGAAAGUGCUACCCAUUCGACGCUGGAAUUCGGCUUGUUGAGGAAUUGCUGCACGUAGUGCAUGUCGAAUUAAACAUACGUGAAACGUAUCCGAUAGCAUGUAGUGGCUACUCUGUCAUUUAUUCGAAUGUGACUUAACUGACUUAUGGUUUUAAUGGGCCAGUAUUGAUAUACGCAACGUUCGGGUUUAUCGUGUACACGUAUCAUGGAUACAAUGUGCGCACAAUAAAAUGCGUUUGCGUAUUUAUAAAAAGGCCCAUCAGCUCGGUAGUUUAGACGGUUCGACCUUUGGCUGAGUAUCACAGGCCGCUGGUUCAAGCCCUGCCCUCAAUAUGUAUUAUACGGCAAGUGUAUUUAAAUAAAGAAACGAACAUUUCAAGAAGAUAGGUAGACCGAUGCAACUUCGAUACUUGUGAUCCAGAUAAACGUGGAUAUACUAUAUUGCCACUUACUGUCAUGCAUAUAUAUGCAUUGAUAUUGGUGGGUAUAAGAGAUAUUUUUCGUAGUCUCCAGUGUGGUUUUACAUUUUCACCACGCUAGCUGUGUGUAGAGUACGAUAAAGAACUUGCAAGUAAUCUAUUUCAUGUUUCUCGUACGACAGCAGCCAUACAUAGGUGCAGUAUGGAAUACAAAUUUGCAGAUCAGUAAUUAAUGUUGGAAUAAUAAUAAUAUUAUUUAGUUUAUUCUAAAUAAAAUGAGCAAGGAAAAGGCGUUUGUUUAAACCGGCCACCGUUUCUCGUAUUACCGCCUACUUAAUCUAUAGCACUCUGCUCGUCAUAACAUUCCGAUUAUAUAUUUCACAAUAAAAAAUACUAAAAUACCAAGAAUUAAGCCCUAAAAACCUUCGUUAAGAUGCUGAUGGAAAUUAUGUUAACCUAGAAAAACAUCGAACGUCACCUAUAACUGUUUUAAAAUGUACGUUUAAUGAACAAACAUAUUUGCAUGCAAUUAGUGGAAUUUUCUAAAAUUAUAUUCAAUUAAGACUUCAAACUUCAAUUAAAAGUAAUAAAGGUUAUAGUUAACCUUAUCUAAAUAAGUUGGAUUGAAAGGACUUGAAUAUAUAACACAGGAAAUUCACUACCAGUUAAGAAACAUUUUGAUAUAUUUGUUAAUACAACUCUUAAAGGGCGAUAUGCCGAUGGCGUAUAGAAGUGUCAUAAUAAAAGUACAAUCCUAAAAAGGGUAUGCGCUGCUAUCGAAUAGAGUUUGACGUAGUAACUGACCUUGCGUUAAAAAACAAUUGUCUUUGAUGUUAAUAAAUAGUGUAUAUUAACUUAAGCAGGUAUAUAUCGUUGGUAUAAAAUUUACUACAUUCGAAAAUUUCAACCAAACAGGCUGGACGGGGUGUAUCUCGUCUAGUGGUUAUAGUAGAAUUUAAAUUAUUAUAAGCGUAAGUCUAUUAGCUAACUGAAAGAGUUAACAUACCAGAAAAUUGGUAUGACGAAUUAAUAAUAAUUUCAUCAUCGAUUCUUUCAAUGAUGUUAGGUAAAUUCUAUGCCAAUACUGCCAACGAACCUGAUGGAUGCGCCGAGUCACGAGACAUUUUAUGCAGAUUCAUACACUUAUAAUAAUGAAAAUAUCGUUGGUGGUUUAUCGUAUCACACUAUUCGAUAACUACAACAAAAUAUGUAUAUCUGUGGUGUCGUGUAAAAAUUCAUCGCGGAGGAAGAAAAAAUAGUUACGUGUUUUGCAACAGACGUUAGUUGUCUUUCGGUAAACAUUUGGUGCUCAGCAUGAUACAUUAUAUCGCUUUCGAUCUUUACUUCUUAAGGUUCCUGAGGAAACAUAAAAAUUGUGUAUUUAUUAUUUGUUUAUAUUUGCAUAACACACUUUCGUAGCUUCUGAUCUCUGUGCGGUUGUAAGCAUACAUCGUUGUUACUUUACUUGCUCGAACGACUAUCUGCAAAAUGAAGCAAUACAAUAUAUGUUUAAAAAAUCGUUCUAUGAUAUUACAAUAAACGUUUUUAUCAUCAGUGUCACAGCUGAUACAGUAAUAUAGACUAGGCUUUGCUUCAAAAGAUCAGAAUAUAUUGAGGUAUUUCGCGCAUGUGUCAAAAGUGACCAGACUGUGGGUGUGGACGCAACAUUAUUAGUACACACAUAUUGCUGCUGUAAUGCUAUCUGGAGCAUUUCAAUUAGCGAGCACAAAGGUACUUGCUGAAUGAUUUUAAGUAGAUAAAAGAAAACAGUUUAUGUGAUACUAUAGUUACCUAUAAGUGAGGAUCAGGUGGUAGAAACGACUCCGGGCAAAUUCAAAAUACUA
This is a messenger RNA of Varroa destructor (honeybee mite), 10209 nucleotides long. RefSeq names its product retinoblastoma-like protein 1. Gene Ontology annotation, cellular component: nucleus; transcription regulator complex; chromatin. Gene Ontology annotation, biological process: regulation of transcription by RNA polymerase II; cell differentiation; negative regulation of G1/S transition of mitotic cell cycle. Gene Ontology annotation, molecular function: RNA polymerase II transcription regulatory region sequence-specific DNA binding. Lineage: Eukaryota; Metazoa; Arthropoda; Arachnida; Mesostigmata; Varroidae. The record is from RefSeq and is a predicted model, not a curated record.